Medioppia subpectinata is the source of this 450-nucleotide messenger RNA. NCBI's taxonomy places the organism in Eukaryota, Metazoa, Arthropoda, Arachnida, Sarcoptiformes, Oppiidae. The record is from the annotation of a GenBank genome assembly.
CAUAAUAUUAACGAAGAGUUGGUCCGCGUCUCGGCGUCCGCUUGCGAUUCAAUGGCUGACGAGAAGAAUAAAGCGAUCGUUGAUAUGCUAACCGUUCAGAAGAAGUGCAACCAAUUGCAGGCAAACAGUGAUAAAUUGAUGGCUGACUUAAAGGUAGCAAAAGAUAACGAAGAAUUUUUUAAGAGUCAAAAUUUAAAUACGAAUAACAAGUUUAACGAAUUGGAGAAACACUAUCGAGAACUUUACGAUAAAUAUGCGGCACUUGAGAGGCAACAGAGUUCACAAAACGGUAAGAAAGAGUUGGAGAAUGAGUUGAUGUCUUAUAAGAUUCAACAGAAAAAGUGCGAAAUGAGGAUCAGUUCACUGGAGAAACAGUUUGAACAGAAGUGUAACGAAAAUAAGCAAUUGUCUGAUAUGGUCGACGAACUCAUUGUCAAAGUUCGCAAUUAA